Molecule: messenger RNA, 1453 nt
Organism: Bubalus bubalis (water buffalo)
Lineage: Eukaryota; Metazoa; Chordata; Mammalia; Artiodactyla; Bovidae
Gene: TNFAIP6
Product: TNF alpha induced protein 6
Exons: 6
Coding region: 90-932 (280 amino acids)
Biological process (GO): negative regulation of inflammatory response; cell adhesion
Molecular function (GO): hyaluronic acid binding
Source: RefSeq, a predicted model, not a curated record
ACCAGAUGUUUCAGGCACAUUUCAGCCUCUGCUCUGAGAAUUUAUCCCGAGCAGCCCCUAACAGGACAUUCCUUCUCUACGACUGAGAUAUGAUCAUCUUAAUUUACUUAUUUGUCUUGCUAUGGGAAGAGGCUCACGGAUGGGGAUUCAAGAAUGGAAUUUUUCAUAACUCCAUAUGGCUUGAACAAGCAGCAGGAGUCUACCACAGGGAAGCGCGGUCCGGCAAAUACAAGCUCACCUACGCAGAAGCGAAGGCGGUGUGUGAAUACGAAGGUGGCCAUCUUGCCACCUACAAGCAGUUAGAGGCAGCCAGAAAAAUUGGAUUUCAUGUCUGUGCUGCUGGGUGGAUGGCCAAGGGCAGAGUUGGAUACCCUAUUGUGAAGCCAGGGCCCAACUGUGGAUUUGGAAAAACUGGUGUUAUCGAUUAUGGAAUCCGUCUCAAUAGAAGUGAAAGAUGGGACGCAUAUUGCUACAACCCACAUGCAAAGGAGUGUGGUGGUGUGUUUACAGAUCCAAAGAGAAUUUUUAAAUCUCCAGGCUUUCCAAAUGAGUAUGAUGAUAACCAAAUCUGCUACUGGCACAUUAGACUCAAGUAUGGUCAGCGCAUUCACCUGAGUUUUUUGGACUUUGACCUUGAAGAUGACCCAGCUUGCUUGGCUGACUAUGUUGAAGUAUACGACAGUUACGAUGAUGUCCAUGGCUUUGUGGGAAGAUACUGUGGAGAUGAGCUUCCAGAAGACAUCAUUAGUACAGGAAAUGUCAUGACAUUGAAGUUCCUAAGUGAUGCUUCAGUGACUGCAGGAGGUUUCCAAAUCAAAUACGUCACAGUGGAUCCUCUAUCCAAAUCCAGUCAAGGAAAGAAUGCAAGUACUACAAGUACUACUUCUACUGGAAAUAAAAACUUAUUAGCUGGAAGAUUCAGCCAUUUAUAAAAGAAAAAAAAAAAAAAAGACAUUCCGUAUUUAUGUUUCUAUCUUUUGGAACACUUUUGAUCUCACUUUUAUAUUAUUAUUAUUAACAUUUAUUUAUUAUUUUUCUAAAUGUAAAAGCAUUACCUGAUAAUUUAAGGAAAACUGGAAAAUACAGAAAACUCUGAAUGAGAAAAUAAAAUCUCCCAUAAUCUCCUUGCAUAAAAAUAGCAAGCAUUAAAUUUAUACAUACUUUUUAGUCAUUUUUCAAUUUGUGGUAUAUGUAUAUAUGCAUCUAUAUGUAUUCAUACUUCAAAUUAUUGAAUCCUACUCUAUGUACAGUUUGACAUCUUGAAUAUUUUUAACCUUGAACUAUAUGGUAUACACAUUUUCCCCUAUCACUGAGUAGUCUGCAAAAAUAUGAUUUUGAAUAACUGUAAAAUGUCCAUGGUAUGAUUGUCCCAUACUUUCUGUAAACCUGUCUCUAUUGUGGGAAUUAUUGGUUGUUUUUAUAAAUAUUGUUUCAAUAAACAUCCUUGAACAUA